AUGAAGCCUGCAGCCGAAGCUAAAAUGCAACUUGUUUCGGUCUCCCACCUCUUCAUGCCUUUCCCCGGAAGGCAGGCUGCUACCCUUCAGAAACAAUCAAUGAAAACAACGGGGAUGCAGAAGGAUACAUCUCCUGAUCUGGUUUUGGUCCCAGCUGGGUUGGCCAUUUUGUUUGGGUACCAUCUCCUUCUCCUCUACAGACUCUUCAGGUUUCCCCACACCACUGUGAUUGGUUAUGAGAACCACAACAAGCGAGCAUGGGUCGAGCGGAUGAUGCAGACAACUCCGGAGGAGACUGCAAUAGCUCUGCAGGUGAUAUCAAGCAGUAUAUCAGCAUCAACCAACCUGGCCUCGCUCUCUAUCGCUCUGAGCUCUCUCAUCGGAACCUGGAUAGGAAGCAGCUCCAAGGUAUUGAUGUCGGAAGUCAUCUACGGGGACACAAGCCAGCCCACGUCUUCCGUGAAGUAUGUUUCCCUGCUCACCUGCUUCUUGGCCGCCUUCACUUGCUUCAUCCACUCGGCACGGUACCUCGUCCAUGCCAGCUUCAUGCUGAGCACACUGGACUCGGACAUACCCAUAAGCUACGUCCAGAAUGCAGUGAUCAGAGGCAGCAAUUUCUGGUCGAUGGGUCUCAGAGCAAUGUACUUUGCCACCGCCUUGCUGCUGUGGAUCUUUGGACCGAUACCGAUGUUUGUAUGUUCAGUAUUCAUGGUGAUGAUACUGCACCUCCUCGAUACUAAUUCCACUCCACUGCAUCACUUCAGAUAUCAUCCGAACAAGGGGCUGGAGAAAAGAAUUAAUGCAAGACAUGCAAGUAGCAUUCUUGAGAACCCGAUGUAUCCUCCACUUCCAUAAGUUAGUCUAUCCAUGAACCAGGCAAGGAGACGACAGCAAGUGAUUGCUUGAACUAAAACUUUUACUGAUAAAUGGCGCCUCAUAUUCUACA
This is a messenger RNA of Musa acuminata subsp. malaccensis (wild Malaysian banana), 946 nucleotides long. The record is from RefSeq and is a predicted model, not a curated record. Lineage: Eukaryota; Viridiplantae; Streptophyta; Magnoliopsida; Zingiberales; Musaceae.